UCCUGGCACCGUUUACAUGAAGAAUCAGUGAUCGCGGUGAUCUCACGAAAUAUGUUUUGAUUAUGGCCAGUUGUAAUCAGCGAUUAUAAAUUAUUAAAAUUUAUUUAUAUUGUUUGUAGUUUAAGAUGACCAACCUAUUGGUCAUUUCCACUUCCCUAUGCAUUUUUGCUUAUGUAAUUCCUUCUGUUAUUAAAUACAUCGUGGGAUGGUUCUUCGCAGAAUCUAGGGAGGAGCAGAAUACUCGAAAGGAAAUAAUCAGGUUGGAACAGGAGAUGUCAAGCAUUUCGAUGGUCGAUGAAUUCGCGAGAUAUACGAAAAUCCAAAGGCAACACACGAAACUCAGAGAGAAUUUUAAAAAUCAAGUGUCUGCCAGAGUGUCUGCAAGAGCGAAAGCUCAACUAUUUUUCAUUUAUUCAGCUCGAGCUUUCAAUAUUGAAGAACUUUAUUGGGCCAAUUAUUCAAAUUUCCAGGGACUGGUUAUGGUAAUAAUGAUGAUGUUAUAUCGAAGUGAACCUGUGAUGAUUCUGCCAAAGGGAGCUCUCUGGCCUCUAGACAAGAUCCUCAGCUGGCCAAGCACCUACGAGGACUCCAUAUCUCUCGCCAUGUGGAUGAGCAUCACCACACUCGUUACCAAAACCACUUAACAAACUCAUACACUUCACAAGCACAAAAAUAAAACAUUGAAAAAAAUUAA
This is a messenger RNA of Diachasmimorpha longicaudata, 694 nucleotides long. RefSeq names its product guided entry of tail-anchored proteins factor 1-like. Bases 126 to 644 code for a protein of 172 amino acids. Gene Ontology annotation, biological process: tail-anchored membrane protein insertion into ER membrane. The record is from RefSeq and is a predicted model, not a curated record. Gene Ontology annotation, cellular component: GET complex. Gene Ontology annotation, molecular function: protein-membrane adaptor activity. NCBI's taxonomy places the organism in Eukaryota, Metazoa, Arthropoda, Insecta, Hymenoptera, Braconidae. The transcript has 4 exons.